Messenger RNA from Misgurnus anguillicaudatus (oriental weatherfish), 1305 nucleotides. RefSeq names its product sodium/potassium transporting ATPase interacting 5 (gene nkain5). The record is from RefSeq and is a predicted model, not a curated record. Lineage: Eukaryota; Metazoa; Chordata; Actinopteri; Cypriniformes; Cobitidae. Gene Ontology annotation, biological process: regulation of sodium ion transport.
UACCCCCACCAUCCCACUCUUCAUACCCCCGCCUACUGCUCCAUACAUUGUUUUGAAUCCUAUGCGCAAUGUACAGAUCGUGCCAUGAGCACAUCUCAUUGUAAGGGCAAGUACUGUCAAAUACUGAGAGUAAAUAUCGAGGAUCAUCUAAAAUGAAUCUGCUGUAUGCACAAUUUUGAGUUUGACGAGUACACAUAGUGAAUUUGAAGAUGGGGUGCUGCACGGGGAGGUGUGUGUUCAUAUUCUUCUGCGCUAUUCAGCUGAUCACUGCUGUGGAGAGACAGGUGUUUGAUUUUCUGGGUUACCAGUGGGCGCCCAUCCUUAUCAACUUCCUGCACAUCAUUGUGGUGAUAUUGGGUUUGUUUGGGACAGUCCAUUAUAAGCCCAGAUAUAUUAUUUUGUAUAUAGUCUGGACUCUGUUUUGGGUGACAUGGAACAUCUUUAUAUGUUGCCUUUAUCUUGAUCUCGGAGGUCUCUCUAAGGAUAGUGAUUAUCUGUCACUGGGAAUUUCCUCUCACCGGACAUGGUGGAAAGACAACAGUCUGGGCUGCAAUCAUGUAAAACCCCAAACCGCUAGGUGGCAGCAUCUAGACAGUCCUGCUCAAGUUGCUGAACUGGGAUGCAUUCUAGAAUAUCAAUACAUUGAAGUCUUACACAGUGCUAUUCAACUAUUUAUUUCUGCCCUUGGAUUUGUUUUCGCCUGCUACAUCAUCAGCAUCUUCAGUGAAGACGAAGACACAUAUUUGUACAAGUGAAAAUGUCCAGAUCUUAUCAACUUUCCCAGGAAGAGAAAGAAAAAUAUCAGGAAAGUUCACCGUUUCUCAGUAUAUUCUCAGCCAACAAAAGAAACCCCAUGAGAGAUUACAGAUUAUGUAUAUAAUAAGAUAACAAUACUUCAGACAACAAUUACGGACAAAGCAAUUAAAAUUAUUAAAAGACAAAUAGGCAUCUGUACAUACUAGUUCAUCUCUUGUAUGAUCUGAAUCUGAAGAAUCUUUCACAUUUUCAGCACUGAUUUUGGGUGGAAUGGAUUUAAGCAUGUUAAACUUGUGUUAAGAGUACCUGAAUCUUAUUGGUAGCUGAAAGCAAAUCAAAUUAGACAGAAUAUUUUGUGAAUGUUCCAAGUCUUCAAAAUUCUGUGGAGUAUGAAAAUCAUGUGUUCAUGCUAAUAACACAGUGACCAAUUAAAGUGAAUGAAACAAAGUCAUGGCAUAUUUGAAUGGUCUGUUUAAACACAAGCUAUUUUUUGUUGUGCAAAGUCUGUGGCUUUUUAGUCCUACAAUUCAAGGGGGUAUUUAAUGUACA